Molecule: messenger RNA, 1310 nt
Organism: Thamnophis elegans (Western terrestrial garter snake)
Lineage: Eukaryota; Metazoa; Chordata; Lepidosauria; Squamata; Natricidae
Gene: UFM1
Product: ubiquitin fold modifier 1
Exons: 6
Coding region: 72-359 (95 amino acids)
Biological process (GO): protein K69-linked ufmylation
Cellular component (GO): cytoplasm; nucleus
Source: RefSeq, a predicted model, not a curated record
GCGAGGCGGAGGCGGAAGUGACGCAUGCGGCAGCUCCAAAAGUGGGGCCGCCGGCUGACAGAAGCCCAGCGAUGGCGAAGGUCACCUUCAAGAUCACGCUGACUUCGGACCCGCGCCUGCCUUACAAAGUAUUAAGUGUGCCUGAAAACACGCCUUUCACUGCUGUCUUGAAGUUCGCUGCCGAAGAAUUCAAAGUCCCUGCAGCUACAAGUGCCAUUAUAACAAACGAUGGAAUAGGAAUAAACCCUGAUCAGACAGCUGGGAAUGUUUUCCUGAAACAUGGUUCAGAAUUGCGGCUUAUUCCCAGAGAUCGUGUGGGAAGAUAUUGGCAUAUGGAGGGGCCACUUACACUUAGAUAACAGAACUGGCAGACAAAUAGACCAACUGGCAUGUCAUCCAAGAAGUUUGCAUAUCUUGCUUUUCUCUAUAAAAUCAUUAUUACCACAGUGAACUCAUGAUAAGUAGUCAGAAUGUCAUUUUGAACAAUAUCUAGAGGAGCAUCUCAUCACCACUACCAUGCCUACCUUCUUUUUUUGAAGUGUCUCUAAGCUUGUUUGCUUUCUGAGUUUCCCAGUUCACUCAGCGCAGACUUUGCAACUAAGGGCAAAUGGAUGUUGUUUUCUGUUCCUUUGAAAUGAAUAGGAAAGCAUUUCCUUGCGUUUACCAGCAAUGGGACAGCUACUUUUGUAGCCAAAGCAAAGCAGUUCGUUAAUACAUUGACAAAAUAUUAAUUUGGUUUAGACAAUGUAAUCAUGUAUUUGAAUAUUAUGAAAAGUAUUACGUCACAUACCUCCAAUGUUUGCUAAACGCUUGUGUAACCAUUAGGAAUCCUUUAUUACAUUCCAAAAAAAAAAAAAGCCAUUUAAAUAGCAGGUUACCAUUGUGGGUCCUUAUGUUUAAAUUGCAUUUAAUGUCGGUUCCUUGAAAUCGUAAGGUUUGUUACCUAAUGUAUAUCCAGGAGAGAUGUUUAUAUGUGCAAAUGCAUUUUACCAUAGAUAAUAAAUUAUACAUUUCCGAGCCCUACUGGCACGAAACGUAAAGCCUGCUCACUAUUUCAUGAGAGUCUUCAAAAUGCCAGAGAGGUUCUGGUGUGCCAGGCUGGUUCCCACUAAUAUUUAGGCAUGGGUGGGUUGAGAUUUAAACCUUUUAUUUAUUUUCCCAAUUUUUGAGUAACAUCUGCUAUACAACUGCCUUCUAGCUAAUGGGGUCUGUUGUUAAUUGAAAGGAUUGAGCAUGCUUAGCAUCUUUACUCCUCACUUGAUAAAUGUUUUAUUUUUGGAAGCAAAAUAAAGUGUCCAUCAGCAAUUAAA